This is a messenger RNA of Rotaria sp. Silwood2, 1047 nucleotides long. The record is from the annotation of a GenBank genome assembly. Lineage: Eukaryota; Metazoa; Rotifera; Eurotatoria; Philodinida; Philodinidae.
AUGUUGCAAGAAUCUUUAUUAACAUAUAUUAUAUAUAAAAUAAAAACUUCUUGGGAGUUUAUUUUAUUUGUUUUCAUUAUUUUUGAAUUUUCUUCUACUUAUUCUACUUCAAUAACAACAUUAUCAUCAUCAACUUAUCAUCAUUUUGAAUUAAUAUCAAAUAAUUCUUAUCGUAAUUUUUUUCUAAGACAAUAUUUUAUUGAUUUAAUUAAUAUUUCUCAUUCAUCACUUAUUCAAUCAAUGAUUGUAAAUCAUCAUUUAACAACUAAAUUAGAACAAAUUGAAAAUCGAAAACGUAGAUAUAUAACUGAUAAAUCAUUUUCUUUAACUCCAACAUUUACAUUACAUUCAACAAAUUGUUUAAUAAUAAAUAAUAAUGAAGUUCGAUCAACAUUUCAGUGGUCUCAUUCAAUAGGAUCCUUAUCGUCUGUUGAACUUAUUUAUCAUAUUGAUUUAAUUGAAAUAAAAAAAUCUUCAAUACCUAUACAUAUUUCACUAAAGCAAUCACAAACAUUUAUUGAAUUAUUUUCAAUCGAUACAUAUUUGUAUAUUGAUUCUAUUCGAGAUUUUUAUGUUCUUAACUUAUAUGAUUAUUUAUUACAUAUAAAUAAUCAAAAUAUAAUUAUUGAAACAACAAUUAAUAAUCAAACAUGUCAAACAUUACAUACAUAUAUAAUAAUAUCAUUAUUAAAAUCUAAUCAAUUGUCUUCAUAUGAUCGUCAAAAAACAACAAUAUGUAAAGUAAAAACGAUUCAAAUUAAAUUUGAAGAACUCGGUUUAGCUUAUUUAAUCAUUAGACCAAAAGAAUAUACAUUUACUUAUUGUGAUGGUUCAUGUACAAAUUUAUCACUUCAACAACAAUUACAACAAUCAUCAAUAUAUGAAUUAAUACAAUCAAUUAUUAGGAAAAAAUUUUCUAAUAUUCCUCAAAGAAAUUGUGUAUCAUCACAACUUGCUAAUGAUAAUUUUCUUCUUCGACAAACAGAUGGAUCUGUGGAAAUAUAUCCGAUUAAAGAUAUUAUUGUUAAACAAUGUGCUUGUCUGUGA